CCGAGAGAUCCGAGGCUACGAGUACAUACCAUUGUACAAUCGGCAUCAAAGUAACGUCUGAAGCAGAACUACAACUAAAAGAGCAAAGCGUUACAUUUUCGAACUCCAUAGGCUUAUGCCAUGGUUCAUACAGUUUUCUAAGCUAUCGAAUUUCCUACAAAAUGCCUAGGAAGGCGCCCCAAUACGAUGAUUACCGCGUUGCGGUGCAACAAGUACUAUCUCCCCACAUCCAAACCUUGCGGCUCCAACUAACCACUCUCAGAUCAUUCUCUCUUCCUCAGACACGGAUUAUCUCGAUCAACUGAUACCCGCCCUCAAAGAUGCUACGAUAUCUGGUCGAACCGCGGGGCUCACUCAGAGCUUGUCGCAAUACGCAGAGGAGCGCGAGGCUGACAUCGAGCGAGUUGGCAUGACGAAGCACGAUGAAUUCCUCUCCUCCGUAAACCAGUUGCAGAAAGUUAGAGAAGGUACCAUGGCGCUUACGACGGAUAUCCUGUUGCUCAAUCAAUCCAUACAAGCCAGCACGGAGAAACUGGCUGCGCAGAAGGGAGCCCUGGUGGAUACCAAGGCUGUACGGCAGAACAUAGCAGAGGCAUCUGAUGCAUUGCAAGAAUCGUUGAAGGUAUUGCAUGCCGUCAAUCAAGCGCACGAUUUGAUCCGCAAGAAGAAAUACUAUGGGGCGUUGAAGGCUUUGGACGAUCUUCAGAACGAACAUUUGAUCCCUAGUCUCCAGAACAAAUAUGCAACUCAGCACAAGCUCGCAGAUAUAAUACAGAAAUCUAUUCCUUCCUCGCAGAAAGCCAUCUCCGAAGCUGUUAUGAGUGACCUAAAUACGUGGUUGUACCGGAUUAGAGAAACUUCACAAUUCCUGGGCGAGGUCGCCUUUUACCAUACCGAAAUGCGGAGGACGAGGCAGAAGGAACGAAUGGAGGGAAAUCCGUAUCUGGCGAACUUCAAAUUGAAUUCUGCGAUUGAAUUGGUAUUUGAUGAGAGCGAGGAGUUUGAUGUUUUGGACAACGAGGAAUUACAAGUUGAUUUUACGCCACUCUUCGAAUGUUUACAUAUCCAUGAAGCCCUUGGUCAGAUUGAGAAAUUCAGAGCGGACUAUGCGACUACGAGAAGGCAACAGAAGGAGUUGUUAUUGCCUACGUCUGUCAAUCUAUUAGAAGAUGAUGAGAAUAGUUUAAGCAGUUUAUUAGAAGGCAUUGCCGGAUUUGCAAUUAUUGAGAAAGCUACCAUGAGGAGAGCCCACAAUUUACGCUCGCCUGUUGAUGUAAGUGCACCUGUCUGGAUGAAGAUGUUGCAUUGCUCAUGAUAGACAGGUUGACGAACUCUGGGAUUCCAUGUGUAGUACGGCUAUCAAAUUGAUCACGAAAGCUUUGGACCAGGUCGAUAACGCCGAAGUUCUGUUGAAAAUCAAAGGAGUCAUUGCCCUCUUUAUACAGACUAUGGAAGUAAGUUUCUCAUUUCAACUUCGAUUGAAUCUACUGACUCGUAUAAAAAGGGUUGGCAUUACAAUGUCACUGCGCUCGACAACUUUCUGCUGAAUCUUUUCGAAAAGUAUGCCGAGUUACUGAAGAAGAGAUUUAGUGACGAUUUCCAAGAGGUAUGUAGACAUCCUGUUACCCUUUUGUAUUAAUAUUGACUUGUUGCAGAUUGUUUCCAGCGACGAUUAUAUGCCAAUGCCCAUCGAUAACAUGGAUGAGUAUGAUAAGGUGGUCAACGUCAGUUGGUUUACGCCUGAGAAACCAAGAGAAGAGCUCACGUUAGUUGAUCUUACCUUGAACGCAUUACAUUUACUAACUUCAAAACAGCUUCCCCUGCGUUCUUCCAUUUUCUCAGAUGUAUCCUCUGUGCUGUAUCGAUAUCCGAAAUUUCCUCAACCAGUUUUAUUUCUUCUCAGAUGAUCAUUUCCAACAACCAAACGUGAUUGACGAGACCCUCAAAAAGGUAGGCACAACUUCUGAGAAUGUUCCCCGUGGAUUGGCUAACCUCUUUUCAGUCACUUGAUCAACUUCUAUCUCAAAAAGUCUGCAAAUCUUUAGUCGAGCGUCUAAACUCCCAAUACCUAGGCCAAAUCGUCCAAAUCCUCAUAAACCUCGAACACUUCGAAAUAGCCUGCAAAGAACUAGAACAGCUCCUCAUCGCUGCCCGCUCCUCCACUUCAGCAGGCGGACCAAUCGUUCUCGAUGCCACGGAAGAAUUCCGAAGUAACAAGAAGACCGCUGAAAAACGUAUCUUCGAGCUCGUAAACUCAAAGAUUGACGACUUAGUUGAAACUGCCGAAUAUGACUGGUAUGUAAAAUUGACAAUAUAUAUCCGCGUGUGUACUAACUUCAUGGAACAGGAUGGCACCAACCCUAACCUCCGAACCAAGUGGUUACAUGCAAACCCUAACCGGGUACCUAGAAAACAUCAUGUCCUCCACCCUCCUGGGACUACCACUCCAAAUCAAAGAACUAAUCUACUUCGACGCCCUCUCCCACACCGCAAACAUGAUCUUAGUACAUCCUCCCUCCACUCCUCUCCCUUCUCCAUCCCCAACUAACCAACCUCACCAGCAACUCCCCCUCGCGCCAACCGUCAAGAAAAUCAACCCCAACGGCGUCGCCGCCCUCGCAAAGGACGUCGCCUACCUCUCCUCCUUCGUCGACACCCUCGAGAACGCGCUACUACUCCGCGAGAACCUCGAUGAGCUGCAGCAAACCGUGGCGCUGAUGCAGACGGAGAACCCGGAUGAGUAUUACGAUGCCAGCACGCGGAAUAAGAAGUUUGGACGGGUGGACGCUAUGAAUGGGCCGUUGAUCUUGGAGAAGUAUGUUCUUUCCCUUCCCUGUUUUUACCCGUCUCUUUUCCUUUAUUCAUUCUUCCCUUUUGUCUUUUUUUGGGGAAAAGGAAGGGGGAGAGAGAAGGAAUAGGGAAUGGUGUAUUUUUGGGCUGGGAAUAAGUGCUAAUAUAUUUAUCUAUUCGCAGACUUACACAUUCCAUCACGAGUCCCAUGACGACUAACGAUCGACUGGCGAAUUUCUCCUCGAGAUUCGGGAUGAGGUGAUGGAUGAAUGGGAGCUAUGAAGAACGGAUUUGCAAGCAGGGAAAGGAGAUCAAGGAGACGAACCAAUCAACGGGCCAGGAGACGAGGUACUUCAGGAGAGGGCAGGAUUUUUCACAAGCGACGCGGAAAGCCCGGGAAACUUUGGGAACUGGGUGGGCGAAGUGUAUUGUUUGGGUUUGGGAUGGAUGGAUGCAUGGACGUGGGUUCAUACAUGUAUCGGGUGCUUAAUUGAAGAGGUUCUGAGGGGUAGGACUUCAUGAUGCCGAGGUGAAGGGUGAGUUGAAGACAGUCACAUCACAUCAUUGUAAGAAAAAAACAAGAUGUACAUGAAAACAUUAUUUUAAAAAGAGAUCACCAUCAUGAAA
Molecule: messenger RNA, 3417 nt
Organism: Hymenoscyphus albidus
Lineage: Eukaryota; Fungi; Ascomycota; Leotiomycetes; Helotiales; Helotiaceae
Source: the annotation of a GenBank genome assembly